Salvia splendens (bonfire salvia) is the source of this 1632-nucleotide messenger RNA. Its product is annotated as mitochondrial adenine nucleotide transporter ADNT1. Bases 239 to 1303 code for a protein of 354 amino acids. Gene Ontology annotation, biological process: transmembrane transport. Lineage: Eukaryota; Viridiplantae; Streptophyta; Magnoliopsida; Lamiales; Lamiaceae. The transcript has 8 exons. The record is from RefSeq and is a predicted model, not a curated record.
UCCAAAUAGCCGUCAUUCACUCGCUCACUCUCUUUGUUCCGCCUCUCUCUCCCAUUCAUUCUCUCACUCUCUCGCUUCCCGCCACCACCACCACCACCGUCCUACGCGGGCAAGAGACGGUAGCGAGUAGAAUGUUUGCGUCGAUUUGAUCUUCGUAAACCUAGGGUUUUUGUUGGUGGUAAUUUCACUUUCUUAUUUAUAAUUUUGGAUCGAUUCAUUUCGCGGAUUAGUUGAUUUAAUGGCGUCUGAAGAUGUGAAAACGAACGACUCGGCGGUGUCGAAGAUCGUAAAUCUGGCUGAGGAGGCGAAGCUUGCUAAGGCAGACAUCAAGCCUUCUAAGUACCAAGUCUACAGCAUUUGCAAAUCUCUCGUCGCCGGAGGCGUCGCAGGAGGAGUGUCUCGGACUGCUGUAGCUCCAUUGGAGCGAUUGAAAAUUUUGCUCCAGGUUCAAAAUCCGCAUAGCAUAAAAUAUUCUGGUACUGUUCAAGGUUUGAAGUAUAUAUGGAGAACUGAGGGUCUUCGAGGACUGUUUAAGGGAAAUGGCGCAAAUUGUGCUCGUAUUGUCCCGAACUCGGCCGUGAAGUUCUUUAGCUAUGAGCAAGCAUCCAAGGGUAUAUUGCAUUUGUACCGGCAGCAACCUGGGAACGAGGACGCUGAACUGACUCCUUUAUUACGUCUGGGAGCGGGAGCAUGUGCUGGGAUAAUUGCUAUGUCUGCUACAUACCCGAUGGACAUGGUUCGAGGCAGACUUACUGUACAGACAGACAAGUCUCCUUAUCAGUAUAGAGGAAUGGUUCAUGCUUUAUCAACCGUGCUUCGAGAGGAAGGCUUCCGUGCUCUGUAUAAGGGCUGGCUUCCAUCUGUCAUUGGAGUUGUACCAUACGUUGGCCUCAACUUUGCUGUUUAUGAAUCUCUCAAAGAUUACUUGAUUAAAUCUAAGCCAUUUGGUCUUGUUGAAGACAAUGAAUUGGGUGUAGUUACAAGGCUUGCAUGUGGGGCAGCAGCAGGCACAGUUGGACAAACUGUUGCUUACCCUCUUGAUGUCAUUCGCCGUAGAAUGCAGAUGGUGGGGUGGAAUAAUGCUGCUUCAAUUGUCACUGGUGAUGGGAGAAGUAAGGCUCCCCUCGAAUAUAGUGGCAUGGUCGAUGCUUUCAGGAAAACUGUUAGACAUGAGGGCUUCCGAGCAUUAUACAAAGGAUUGGUCCCCAAUUCAGUGAAGGUUGUCCCAUCAAUAGCCAUUGCGUUUGUGACAUACGAACAAGUGAAAGAGUUGCUGGGAGUAGAGAUUAGAAUAUCUGACUGAUGCACAGCAGAUAGAGCUCUAAUUUUCAUUCAAUUUACAGUAUGAUUUUUGUUCGCUGGACGAGGAUAAUAAUUUGAUUUGAUCUAAGAUGCUCUCUUUCGCGAGGAGAAGCGACCGCUACAUCGCCUGCUUAUAGGUUUUACCAUGGAUUUUGCCGUCAUGGUAGUAAUAUUAGCUAAUAAUAAGAACAAUGCAAUAAAGUAGCUGUUUAGGUCUAUGCUUGAUGAGUGAGUAAGUGAGUUAGUAGUAUUUUUGUACAUGGCAUUUGCUUUGUUCAAUAAACUUGCCUACCUUUUGGAACUAAAAAAUUGGAUGAUUUCUUGUUUGAA